Neoarius graeffei (lesser salmon catfish) is the source of this 6021-nucleotide messenger RNA. RefSeq names its product proprotein convertase subtilisin/kexin type 5a (gene pcsk5a). The transcript has 37 exons. Lineage: Eukaryota; Metazoa; Chordata; Actinopteri; Siluriformes; Ariidae. Gene Ontology annotation, molecular function: serine-type endopeptidase activity. Bases 191 to 5839 code for a protein of 1882 amino acids. Gene Ontology annotation, cellular component: Golgi membrane; trans-Golgi network. Gene Ontology annotation, biological process: peptide hormone processing. The record is from RefSeq and is a predicted model, not a curated record.
CCCUCCAGUACGAGGUGUAAUUUGAGAUGGACACGAAGGACCGGUCCACACACACACACACACACUCCACACUGAGGACAUUUUCAACUGCGUCCGUAGGGAGCUACUGUGUGUUUGCUGAUCCUCUUAGCCAUAGUUUGCAAUGUUGGCAACAUUAUACUGGCGCUACAUAUGAAAGUGGUGAGGUGUGAUGGGAAACGAAUGGAAGAUGCCGUUAGGUAUGAGACCACCUGCAACUCUUUUCCAGCUCAUGAUGUUGUUUGCACUCGUAUUCCUGGUUUCCGAGGCACGAUUAUUCACAAACCACUGGGCAGUGAGAAUUACUGGAGGACCAGAAAAUGCAGAUCAGGUUGCUGAGAAGUAUGGAUUUCUGAAUAUUGGACAGAUUGGAGGUCUGAAGGACCACUACCAUUUCCUGCACCCAAGAACCAUCAAACGUUCCACUGUAGCAAGCAAAGGGAAGCAUAGCCUCAUUGCCACAGAGAGCAAGGUGCACUGGAUCCAGCAGCAGACGCUUCACAGGAGGGUGAAACGAAUCAGCAGAAUCACCGAGACCCACUUCAGCAGCUUUAAUGACCCAAAAUGGGACAACAUGUGGUACAUUCGCUGUGAUCAGAACUGCCCGACUGACAUGAACAUUAAAGCUGCAUGGAGCCGAGGCUAUACCGGGAAAGGUGUUGUGGUCUCUAUUUUGGACGAUGGUGUGGAGAAGCAACACCCAGACCUAAAGCAAAACUACGAUGCACAAGCAAGCCAUGAUGUUAAUGGGAACGACGCUGACCCAACACCACGAUAUGAUGCAACAAAUGAAAACAGACAUGGAACUAGAUGUGCUGGAGUGGUGGCUGCUACUGCUAACAACUCGCUGUGCACUGUUGGAAUUGCUUACAAUGCCAGGAUUGGUGGUGUCCGUAUGUUGGAUGGUGACAUGACGGACAUGGUGGAGGCCAAAUCCCUGAGCCUGAGACAGCAGUACAUUGACAUUUACAGUUCAAGCUGGGGGCCAGAGGAUGAUGGUGGAACUGUGGAUGGUCCCGGACGCCUUGCUGGCCUUGCUUUAGAAAACGGCAUACGUAAAGGUAGGAAUGGUCGUGGUUCCAUCUUUGUCUGGGCAUCAGGAAAUGGUGGAAGAAAUCAGGACCACUGUUCAUGCGAUGGUUAUACAAACAGUAUCUACACCAUCUCUGUGGGAAGCACCACCCAGAGCGGACGCAAGCCCUGGUAUCUGGAGGAGUGUUCCUCCACUUUGGCCUCCACCUACAGCAGCGGCGAAAGCCUCGGGAUUGUGACAACAGACCUGAAACAGCGAUGUACUGAUGAGCAUUCCGGCACCUCGGCUUCAGCCCCCAUUGCUGCUGGAAUCAUCGCUCUGGCUUUGGAGGCAAAUCCUUUGCUGACCUGGAGAGAUGUGCAGCACAUCAUCGUGAAGACGUCGCGCCGAGGCCACCUGAUUGCUCCUGACUGGCACACCAAUGGAGCAGGAAAUGAUGUGAGCCACCUGUAUGGAUUCGGCUUGAUGGAUGCUGAGGCGAUGGUGAAAGAGGCUGAGAUGUGGCGACACGUUCCCACACAACACGUGUGUGACGAGAAGAUCGUUCACAAACCGAGAGUGAUCAGUCCAGACCGGGUGUGGCAGUUGGUGCACAAGUCUUUUGGUUGCUUUGGUCAGCUUGGCAGGCACGUGACGUAUCUGGAACACGUAAUCCUACGCAUCACUAUCACACACCCACACCGUGGAGACCUGUCCAUAACCUUAACCUCUCCCUCUGGGACUAAAUCUCAGCUCCUCGCCAUCCGACCCAAUGACCACUCCACUGACGCCUUUACGAAGUGGGAGUUCAUGACUACACACUGCUGGGGUGAAAGAGCAGCUGGAGACUGGAUCCUAGAAAUCAGAGACACGCCGUCCAUGAGAAGGAACGCCCGAGUACAUGGGAAUCUUGUAGAAUGCAGUCUGGUGCUUUACGGCACCUCAGAGCAUCCAUACAAACGGCAUGAACAGCCCCGGUCAGCGAAGAUGUCCAACGAUGAUGACACUGAAGAAUAUAAUAGCCCUUGUGAUCCAGAAUGCAGCGAGGACGGCUGUGAGGGACCCGGUCCACAUCAGUGCAUUUCCUGCUUGCACUAUUACUUAAAAUUCAAGAACGGCACCAGGACGUGCAUGUCCCAGUGUCCACAGGGCUUCUGGGGGGACAGGAAGCGGUGCAAGAAGUGCUACUCAACCUGCAUGACAUGUACAGGAAGCCGUGGGGAUCAAUGUUCUUCCUGUAAGCCUGGCUACUAUCUGGACCAGGAGACAAAUCAAUGUGUGACCAGCUGUGGAGACGGAUAUUACCUUGAUCACGAAGAGAACGUGUGCUGGAAAUGCAGCGACAACUGUAGGAAAUGUAUGUCGUUCAGUAUCUGCACUGAAUGCCCAGAAGGCACAAGCCUGGUGGGAAACAGAUGCAAGAAGAGCUGUGAGACUGGAACCUUCUAUCAAGAACAGAGGGAUUCCUGUGAACCCUGUCACUCAGCCUGUGCCACCUGCUCAGCUGCAGGUUUCGAGUCGUGCACCCGCUGUGCUGAUGGGUAUGUGAUGGAAGAAUGGAAGUGUGUGUCCUCCUGCAGUCAGGGAUUUUAUCCCACACAAACCCCUUCUGACAUCACAGGACAAACUCAGGUCUAUUGCAAGAGGUGUGAUGUGAGCUGUCUAGCCUGUACAGGGCCUGGCAAAAGGAACUGCAGCGAGUGUGUGGAAGGACUCAUGCUGCAGGAUGGCAUGUGCCUGCUGACUCAUAACUGUGCUGAUGGUGAGUACCAGGAUGACCAUGGGAAUUGCCACGCAUGCGACAGCACUUGUCUUAAGUGCAAAGGGCCAAAGAAUGAUGACUGCGUUUGGUGCGCGUCCCCCCGCUUGUUGGAUGAGGGCCAGUGUGUGGUGCGCUGCUCGGAGGGUAAAUACCCUUCCAGCGGAGAGUGCCAUGUGUGUGAUCACACCUGUGCUCAAUGUGUGGAUGCUGGUCCUUUUGACUGCACCAGCUGUGACAAAGACAGGUUUGGACAGGAUCGGUACCUGUACGACGGGGAGUGUGUGACCACAUGUCCUGCAGCUCAUUUCCACACUACAGUGAAGACGUGUGAACCGUGUCCAGAGCACUGCAGUCUUUGCUCCUCUGCCACACACUGCCUAAAGUGCAACAGUUCCUAUUACCUCAGCCAAGGAACGUGCAUGUCCCUCGAGUGUGGAGAGGGUGAGGUCGAGGACCCAGAGUAUGAUGACUGCAUGGCCUGUGAAGAAGGAUGCAAGAAAUGUGUGCUCUAUAAUCCUAAACACUGCCUAUCCUGCUCUGAUGGCUAUUACAAGUAUGAGGAGGGCUGCUAUAAGCUGUGUCCUGCUAAGACCUACUCCGUGGAGGAAACAAUGACCUGUGUGGCCUGUGAACGUGACUGUGUCAGCUGUGAUGAAGACGAGUGCCACUGGUGUGAGGCGGACUUCUUUCUGUCUGAUGGAAAGUGUGUGCGUGAGUGUCCGGACGGAUUUUAUGGUGACGAGGACUCUCAGGAGUGUGAGGAGUGUUAUACAGGCUGCAAGACCUGCACUGGACCAGAGAAGGACGAGUGUCUUAGAUGCCAUGAAGGUCUGGUAAUGGAGAACGGAGAGUGUGAAGCGGAACAAGAGACGUGUCCUGAUAAAACGUACCUCACCGAUGAAGGAGAAUGUGAGGCAUGCCAUCCCUCGUGUGCAGUGUGCUGGGGUCGACUAAAGAAUCAGUGCACCAGCUGCAUCACAGGACGUUAUUUGAGUUCUGAGCAGCAGUGUGUGACGCGGUGUCCACCUGGAAGUUUUGGCAGUAAGGAGAGCUGGCAGUGUGAGGCGUGUCCUCAGGGUUGCGCCCAGUGCCUAGAUGAGCAACGCUGCACUCGCUGCUUGUCUACACGCAAGAGCGCCCUCUACCUCCAGAAUGGACAGUGUGUGCGCCAGUGCUCCAGAGGCUACUACCCUGCAGGAGCAGUGUGUAAGAGCUGUGCACCAGGUUGUGCAUCGUGUGAGCAAAGUGCCACAAACUGUCUCAUCUGUCAGCAGCCUUUAGUACUCCACAAACACCAAUGUGUGAAAGAGUGUCCCCAUGCACACACACUCCGUGGGGGUGAGUGUAUACCCUGCCCAGAGGGGUGUCUCCGGUGUGAUGAGGAAGGCCAAUGCACAAAGUGUGAGGAGAACUUUCUGCAUGAGGCAAGGUGUGUGUUUGCAUGUCCUGGAGGCUUUUAUGAGAAUAUGGACGAAGGUGUGUGUGCGCGUUGUCACUCAGACUGUGAGCGCUGUCAUGGCCCGGGUUCUGACGACUGUGAUUCCUGCACCGAUCCUGACAGCACCGUGCACAGCGGGACAUGUGUGUCAGCGUGUCCCCUACAAACGUACAGAGACAGCAGGUCUGGGGAGUGCAUGGUGUGUCACAGCACCUGUCAGACCUGCACUGGUCCACUGGAUACGGACUGUACCAGUUGCCCAGAGGGCCUGAAAACAGACAUCCAUGGACGCUGUGCUACACCCACCAGCUGCCCUUCACACCACUACAGCGACCGUGAUGGCGCAUGCCACCUCUGUCACAAACACUGCCAUCAGUGCUCCGGCCCGGACCACAACCAGUGCCUCAGCUGUUCCCUGAACCACUACCUGCUGAACGGUUCGUGCAUGAACGAGUGUCCCAUGGGUUUCUUUAGAGGAGAGACUCAGAAAUGUGAGCCGUGCCAUCCUAACUGUAUGAGCUGUAUCGGGCGCCACAGCCAUGAGUGCCUGAGCUGCAGAACUCAUCUGUAUCGAGAGGGCAAGGAGUGUGUGGAGAUCUGCAGGCCCGGUCACUAUGCAGACAAAGAGUUGAGGGUGUGUGAGCAGUGCGAGCCGACCUGUGCGGAGUGUACACAAGCCGAGAGGUGUGUGAGCUGCAGAGAAGGCCUGCUGUUUGUAAAGAAGCAGGGCUGGUGUGUGUCCUCAUGUCCAUCUCAAUACUACCAUGACACAAUCCACAGCACCUGUGAGCCCUGCCACGCCACCUGCAGGACAUGCACAGGUAAAGGGGUUAAGGACUGCAGCUCAUGUUAUCCAGGAGACUCACUCUCAGAGGGUACCUGUGAUUCGCUCUGUGCCAUGGGGGAGUACUACGUGUCUGAGCCGGAGCAGUAUUAUAAUUGUAAACCCUGUGACCAGUCAUGUUUGGCGUGUCGGGGACCUGGUCCAGACAAUUGCACCAUGUGCCAUGCACAGUUCAUCCUUGCCACUGGUGGGCGCUGUCUGCCUUGCUGUAGGAACCAGGAUGCAGAAGAGAAAGACACCAUGGCAGAGCAAGAGGAGUGCUGUAACUGUACACAGACCAGGGGUGAGUGUGUCCUCAGCACAAACUUUGCCUUCCGCAACCAUAUGGAACCGGAGCACUCAGGCAACAUGUUCAUCUUCAUCACCACCUCCAUCCUGCUGCUGCUGGGUCUCUGCGGUGCAGUCGUGCUCAUCGCACGCUCCUUCUCCAAACGGCCGAGCCCUGAAACCGCUGUUGCUCGUGGUUAUGAAAAACUAGGCAACAGCGGUGGACGGGACAUUUUCCGUGGAGGUACAACAUCAACAUCAUCAUCCAGGCACGCAGGAGGGUCUGGGUCUGGUUACGGGUAUUUACACGAGGAGCAGCUGGUGGACCUGCAUGACAGGCAGCCAGAUCAGAAUGAUGACGACGACGAUGAUGAGGAUGAGGAUAUCGUGUACAUGGGGCAGGAUGGUACGGUGUACCGCAAGUUCCGCUACGGGCAGCUGGGCGAGGACCAGGACGAUCAACUGGAGUAUGAUGAUGAGAGCUAUCAUUUCAAAUAAUCAAUCGCUCAAGACAAGUAAAAUAAAACAGUCCAGGAGACAGAGACAAUAAAACUAUAAAGUUCUGUGGAUUAUUUGAGUUGUGCUUGGCUGUGUAGCUUAAAAUGACUUAUUGAGUGUAUUUAAUGAUGUGUCUCAACGCAUUUCACUGAAUCAGGUAACGAUGAGUUUGUACAGUUUAC